This is a messenger RNA of Loa loa (African eye worm), 2960 nucleotides long. Its product is annotated as scaffold attachment factor B. Gene Ontology annotation, biological process: regulation of mRNA processing; regulation of transcription by RNA polymerase II. Gene Ontology annotation, molecular function: sequence-specific DNA binding; RNA binding. NCBI's taxonomy places the organism in Eukaryota, Metazoa, Nematoda, Chromadorea, Rhabditida, Onchocercidae. Gene Ontology annotation, cellular component: nucleus. The record is from RefSeq and is a predicted model, not a curated record. The coding region runs from base 26 to 2770 and encodes 914 amino acids. The transcript is spliced from 13 exons.
UUUCAGCUUCUUUCAGCCAUCGAAAAUGGCAGCAACACCAGUUGCAGCAUCACAAAGCAAAACGAUGACACUUAGUGAGCUGCGUGUUUUCGAGCUUAAGCAAGAAUUAGAAAAGCGUGGACUAGACAAAAGUGGGAUCAAACUAGCAUUGGUAGAACGCUUAGAGGAGGCACUUCGAGAAGAAGGACACGAUCCAAAGAUUUACAAGUUUGUCGUUAAUGAAUAUGGCAAAUCUCUGACCACUCCCUCGAAAAGUUCCUUCAGCGAGACACUGAGAGAAAGUCAGUUCAACUGUAGCACUCACGGGACUCUCUCUGAACACGGAAUUGAAGUCUCCAACGGUCAUGACGAAAACGAGCAGCAGGAAAUAAAAAGGGAAGGUCCAAGUGAACCGGAUACUGCAAUCGGCAUAAUUACCGAAUUUGAAGACAGUAAUGGUGCGGUUGAAAAAGCGGAUCAUUUGACGACAGCAAAAGAAUCAUCCGAAGAACUGGUGGAAGGUAAAAAAGUAAAACACAAUCAAAUGGAAGAAACUUCAACCAUAAAACGAGAAGAUCGCAGUAUAAAUGAACUUAUCGAAGGACGAAUGGAAGUAAAUGAAGUUGUUGAAGAUACCUCCAUUGUCAAAGAAGUAGUGGAAACUAAACAACCGGAAGAAGAGGAAAUAGUUAAAGAAAUUGCAGAUGAAGUUAACUACGAAGAUGAGGAAAUGCCAGAUAGAAUGCCAGAUCAGAUCAAUGAGGAGGAAGGCGAAACAGAGGAGUGCAAAGAAACUGGAAGCAAAAUGACAGAAAAAGAGAAUGAAAGUAAGACAGCUGAAAAAGUCGAAGUGAAAGUUUCUAAAGACGGCGAAAAUUUGUUUAAGUCGACUGUCGAAACCGUAGCAUCUACACCAGUGGAACAUAUUGAUGGUGCUCCACACGCAGCGACAUCCAUGCUUAAAAAGUCCGACAAUUCUUUGUGGAUCAAAGGUAUCAGUCCAAACACAAAAGCUGCUGAUUUGAAGGCAUUGUUUGCGAAGUACGGCCGUGUGCUAACCGCUAAAAUCUUCACGAGACGACAGCAGCCAUCGAAUGCAUGCUUUGGAUUUGUCACCAUGGUCGAUUCUGCUGCAGCUGACCUCUGCAUUCAAAAACUUCAUAAAACAAAUAUCAAAGGACGCCCGAUUACAGUGGAACGAGCGGAUCGUUGCAACAUGCCUAUUGUUAAGUCGAUACCCAAGAAACCGGCAUGUAACGUGACAGGUGACGUCAAAAGCGGAAAGUCCGCUGCUACUUUCGAUACCUGUUCGAAAAGUGGAGAAGAGAAAUUAUCAACCACUAAGGCAGCCGAAAAAUUGAAGAAAGAUACAUCUAGCACUGACAAAUCGAAAAGUAGUACAUCGAGUGGCAGUAAAGGAAUCAAUACCACAAGAAAUGAAAAGCAGAAAGCAGUGAAAGCAAUGUCGGAAACGAAAAAAUCACCCGUUAAAGCGCCGUCUACCAGCACAACACACUCAAGGUUCUCAACGCUCAGCAGCAGCAAACGUUCGGUCACGCAUCUGCCAUCACGGUUUCGAAGCAGUAAAAGAAUUGAACGAACAGAUCGAGUUUCUUCCACUUUGCGGCGCUCAUAUGUAAUUCGUAAACCUAGUUAUUCGUCAGCUGCUUCAAGAAGGACUUUGGGAAGUCGACCAUUUUCGAGUCGUAUUGGUCGUGGUAGCAUAUUGCGCGGAAUGGUCCGCCGUGAAGUUUCCUCGCGUCGUGUUGAGCCCCCUACUUCAUGGGCGAAGCGUGAAAUGAUAGAAAUGUUGCGUAAAAAGGAAGAAGAACAUCGACUUAAGGAGCAAGAAUUGAGACUGCAACGUGAACGUGAGCGCCUGAAAUUCGAACGUGAACGGUUUGAACGGGAACGUCUCGAAUUGCAACAGUUGCGCCAAAUCGCUGCACUCACCACACCAGUGCAAAUGAUGUCACCUUCAGGAGCGCCUCCACCAUCACGUCGCUCGCAUGAAUACGGUGAUAUGGAUUCAUCCAGGUACAAAUCAGAAAAGGAAUUGAAGCGGAACGAAUAUUCAAGGCGAUCACGGGAACGAUCGUCAUCGCAUCGUGGUGUCACUUCUACGCGUAAUUCUUUACCGGAUCGACGAGAAGCACACAGUUCAUCACGACAUGUAAGCACGCACUCUUCAUCGCGUGUUGUUGGCGAACGAAGUCAUGAGCGCAAUCGUGAUCGUAGCCGGCAUAGUACGCGUGACUAUGGUUCGUCGAACGUCGUUCGUGAAAGUGGUCCCAGUUAUGGUCGUGAAAGUCAUUCAUAUUCACGUAGUGGUGAUCCCACAAUUUCCAGCAGUUACGGACGUGAUCCGUAUCGACCCGAUUCGACAACUUAUAACAGCCAUCGUUCCAGUGACACUGGAUAUGGAAGCCGAGACAUAGGAACGUAUAGCUCAUCCAGUACUUAUUCCCGUGAUGUAGCACCAUCUUCUUAUAACAAAGAUUCGGGUUAUGGCCCCAGUUCUCGUUCUUUGGGAGGUGGUACAUCCUGGUCGGUUGGAAGUUCAUCUUCGACAUACGUAGGAUCAUCGCGCGACUAUGACGGUGAUGCAUGGGUUUCAGGCGCACCUGCCUCUCAAGCCCAUGGGAGUCACGGCUUGGGAAGCAGUAAUUGGUCAUCAUCAAGAGAUGAUCACUGGUCAGGCGGUGGUAUGACUGAUACGCAUGGACAUGUUUCAACUUAUGAUAAGUAUGAUAAAUACGAUUCUUAUGAUAAAUACAAUCGUCGUUACUGAUUAAGUAUUAAUUUUACUUAAUAUUUUGCUUUUAUUAUGUUAUUGAAGACGAGGAGCUGUGUGUUUUUUUUUUCGAAUGUAUGUGCUGUGCAUGUUUCUUUUUUUUUUAUUUAAUUGAUUUAAUAAUCCUGUAAUAGAAUUUUUUUUCGAAUGAGAUAUUAUGCGAAAGCUGAAAUACCAGCCAUCUAGG